UGCCAUGCCAUGUCAGACUGGUACAUUUCCGUAAAUAUUACAAAAAAGAGGGAGAAAUCAUUAAUAUAAUCACACAAAAUACAAUUUACCUCUUUAUUUUUUUAACUUAUUUAACUGUAAAACAUUUACCAGCAACAUUUCACCUUCACUCAAAAAUAUAAAAAUAAAAUUUUUACCACAAAAAUGGAGGCGGUAACCGGCGAGCAGCCAAACGACUUCCCACAAGUGAUAACGCCGUUUCCUCAAUCGUUACACCUAACGUCUGCGCUUGAUGCCGCCGUCAAAUAUGAGCCACCGCAGAAGCUUCGACCAAUCAGGCGGUCACCGGCGGAUGAUCCUUCCAGUUUUCAAGACGAACAUCUCUUUGCCGGCACGGGAGAGUCUACUGCUUUGUUUGAGUCUGAAAAAGCUGGUUCGCGUUCGGUCGAGGAGGGUUUGGAUCCGAAAGCUGACUGGUGUAAUUGGGAGGAAGACUCUAGCUCAUCUUCGGAUGAUGAUGGGGAUAGUUUGUUUCCUAACAAUAAUGAACCUGGGAUGCGAAAAAGGAAGAGGAAUACAAUGGUGAAGAUUGAGAGGUUUUUUGAAGAUUUGGCGAUGAGAAUAAUGAAGCAGCAAGAGCAAAUGCAUAAGCAGUUGAUGGAAUUGGUAGAGAAAAGAGAGAGGGAGAGAAUAACAAGAGAAGAAGCUUGGAAGCAGCAAGAGAUUGAAAGAAUGAAAAGAGAAGAGGAGAUGAGAACACAAGAGAUGUCUCGUAACAUUGCACUCAUUUCAUUUAUCCAGAAUGUUUUAGGCCAUGAAAUUCAAAUUCCGCAGCUAGGACCAGUCUCAUUUAUGGGAGAAAAUGAAACUAAAGGUGAUGGAAAUUAUGCUGAAAAUGAUCAUGUGUGAUCCAAACAAUAGAAGAUGGUCGGAAGGCUGUCAAUCUAGCAGAAGAUGGCCAGAAGCUGAAGUGCAAGCCCUUAUAAAGCUUUGAACUGAUUUGGAACAUAAUUUCGUGUGAUUGGCUCCAAAUGCUCCAUAUGGGAUGAGAUAUCUGUUGUUAUGCAUAAUAUGGGCUAUGCGGAGUGCCAAGAAGUGUAAGGAAAAGUGGGAAAACAUGAAUAAGUACUUCAGAAAAUCAAUGGGCAAUGGGAAGAAGCAUCCUGAGAACAGUAAAACAUGCCCGUAUUUUCAUGACUUGGACAUCUUGUAUAACUAUGAUAAUGUGGAGUUAAAAUGUUAAGUGAUCUCAGGAUCCUGGUGACUAAUUCUCCUUUAUGGAGUUUAAUCUCAAAAAUGGUAGGCACCUGUGAUCUAUAUUAUUGUUACCUUGAAAGUUGAUAUCAUUCUAGUGAAGUUUUUUCUAUGACC
Mangifera indica (mango) is the source of this 1350-nucleotide messenger RNA. RefSeq lists its product as uncharacterized. Lineage: Eukaryota; Viridiplantae; Streptophyta; Magnoliopsida; Sapindales; Anacardiaceae. The coding region runs from base 184 to 888 and encodes 234 amino acids. The transcript is spliced from 2 exons. The record is from RefSeq and is a predicted model, not a curated record.